AAAACCCGCCAAUCACAACUUCCACCCAUGUGUGAGUGAAUCCUACGGUGUGAUCGUUUGCAGACGCGUCAGGAAUAAAUAGUUUUUCCUGAUUUGGUUUGUUAGCAGCGGGUUGAAGCCGCCGGCCUCAGUGCAGACAUGGCAGAAGUGGUUCAGCAGCGGAUCGAGGACAGGAUCCCUGAGCUGGAGCAGCUAGAGAGAGUGGGACUGUUCACCAAGAAAGAAGUCAAAUCUAUUAUUAAGAAGGCUACAGCUCUUGAGUACAAACUGCACAGGCUGAUAGUGAACAAGGAAGACUUCAUUGCUUAUAUCCAGUAUGAAAUCAAUGUGUUGGAGCUGAUCAAGAAAAGAAGAGCACACAUACACUACCAGUUCAAACGAGAGGAGAUUGAAUUCCCCAUCAUCCACAGAAUAAACAGCAUCUUCAGAAGAGCUACAAAGAAGUGGAAGGACGAUGUGCAGCUGUGGCUCUCACAUGUCGCUUUCUGCAAGAAAUGGGCAACCAAAGCUCAGAUCAGCAAGGUGUUCUCAUCUUUACUGGCUAUCCACCCUGACAAGCCAGCGUUGUGGAUCAUGGCUGCAAAGAGCGAGCUUGAAGAUCGAAAUUCAUCAGAGAGUGCCCGACACUUGUUCCUGCGAGCUCUGCGAUUCCACCCUGACAAUAAGAAAGUCUACCAGGAGUACUUCCGUAUGGAGCUGCUGCACUGUGAGAAGCUGAGGAAGCAGAAGGAAGAGCUGGAGAAAGCUGAUAUGGAUCUGGGUGAAUAUGAGUUUUCUGCAGAGAUCCUCAGUGGUAAACUGGCUGAGGUUGUUUACAGAAACGCUACAGAAAAAAUCAAAGAGGCAGAAUUUGUGAUCUCACUCCUGAACAUAGCAACCAUCUUUGACUUUACCAAAGAUCUCCAAGACUCUAUCCUGCAUGACUUACAGGAAAACUACACAGAGGACAGCUUGACGUGGGAUUUCAUGGCUAAAAGGGAGUUGGAGGCUCCUGUUGUUGGCGAGGAGCUCCAAACCGCUAAAGGCCGGGCUUCGGAUAUUAACCGCAGAGAGGAGCGCUCCUGCCAGGUCUAUGAGGAAGGCCUUAAGAGCCUCAACACUGAGCCCAUGUGGACUCGAUACGUGGCUUUCUGCUUGGAAAGACACAAGAGGAAAACCAACGUCCAGGAACUGAAGGAAAAUAGACGGGAGAGGCUGCUGGGAGUUUUACAGCGUGCCCAUGAUUCCUCACUGCUGAAGGAGACUUAUUACAAAAACUGGCUGGAGAUCCUGCUGUCAUUGGAGGACGCCGAGGGGGCAGCCGCCGUGGCCUUGUCCGCCACCCAGCGCUACAGCCAAUCAGUGUCGGUGUGGAGCAUGAGUCUGCAAGUGUUAAUGCAGCUGGAGAGAGGAGACAUGGCCAAACUGUUCCAAAACGCUCUCACACAUGUUAAUCCCAAGGAAAUUCUACCGCUGUUGCAGCUGCAGCUCCAGUGGAGCAUGGCCAACCAAAGUGCUGAAGAGACAGAGGCUAUCUUCAAGAGAGGUUUGCUGUCCUCUGUCCCAGCUAUUGCCAUGGAGAUUAAAGAGCUCUACCUCAAUUGGUCUUACUCAGUUGGAGGCUAUAAAAAAGCCAGAAAGACCUUUACAAGCUUACAAGAAAAUCGACCUUUGUCCAAGAGGUUUUUCACCCAAAUGAUUCAAAUUGAGAAGGAACAAGAGACCCCCAAGAUGAACCAUCUGAGAGACUAUUAUGAGAGGGCGCUGCAGGAGUUUGGCAUCGAAGAUGAUGACCUGUGGCUGCAGUACAUCCAGGAGGAGAUGGGAGCGCUCGGCCAGCCGCAAAACUGCGCAAAGAUCCACUGGAGAGCCAUGAAGUUCCUGGAGGGGGAGAGCGUGGAGAGGUUCACCUCCAAAUACACUCUGCUUCAGACCGGACACUUGUGAAGGAACAUGGGGAGACGCAGCCAAACA
Messenger RNA from Cyprinodon variegatus (sheepshead minnow), 1953 nucleotides. It is a transcript of the gene utp6, whose product is annotated as UTP6 small subunit processome component. Gene Ontology annotation, biological process: maturation of SSU-rRNA from tricistronic rRNA transcript (SSU-rRNA, 5.8S rRNA, LSU-rRNA). Gene Ontology annotation, molecular function: protein binding; snoRNA binding. The transcript is spliced from 19 exons. Lineage: Eukaryota; Metazoa; Chordata; Actinopteri; Cyprinodontiformes; Cyprinodontidae. Gene Ontology annotation, cellular component: Pwp2p-containing subcomplex of 90S preribosome; small-subunit processome. The coding region runs from base 139 to 1926 and encodes 595 amino acids. The record is from RefSeq and is a predicted model, not a curated record.